CGCUGCGAAUGGCAGCAAGAAGAAGAAAUCGGGCGGGUUACGUCGACUGAGCAAUCUCCGAGGCAGAUUUGUGGCCUCGAUAGACCGCGGAACCGAUAAGCACCACACCCUGUAGUGUCCCCAUGAGGAGUAUGUUGCAAAGGGUCUUUGUGUACGGCACGCUGAAGCGCGGGGAGCCCAACCACCAUUGGCUGACGAAAAAGGAGAACGGGAGUUCCCGGUUUCUCGGCAAAGGCACGACAGUGGUACGCUUUCCCCUGGUGGUGGGCACCCGGUACAACAUUCCAUUCUUGCUGGCCAAGCCCGGCCAGGGCAAGCAAAUACAAGGCGAGAUCUACGAAGUGGACCAGGCCAUGUUUGGCAAACUGGACGAACUGGAGGAUUACCCAAACUACUACGACCGCGAGGAACAGGCCAUACGGACCGAGCAGGAUGAGACCGUCCAUUGCUGGCUGUAUCUGAUUCGUAACUUUCCGGAGAAGCUGUUGGCCAAGGAGCAGCUCGAGUGCUACCACAACACGCCGGAAAAGCCGUAUAGCGAGAAUUACUUGAAUAGCCAGCCGGAGGACCUCAAGACGGAUGAGUGAGACAACGACAAGAGGAGACACUUAUAAAAAAGUAACGUUUAUAAACGGAUUUCAACGCAUGGCUAUUAUUCGUAUUCUAUUACAUUGAUUCCAUACUUCAAAAAAUGCAAAACGAAA
Molecule: messenger RNA, 704 nt
Organism: Drosophila serrata
Lineage: Eukaryota; Metazoa; Arthropoda; Insecta; Diptera; Drosophilidae
Product: putative gamma-glutamylcyclotransferase CG2811
Cellular component (GO): cytosol
Molecular function (GO): gamma-glutamylaminecyclotransferase activity
Source: RefSeq, a predicted model, not a curated record